AUGUCAAGUUCUGUAAUUCCAUACAGUUGCGAGGUAUGGCAGCCUGAUCAUAUUAUUGACUUGAUACCAACUACAAACGACAUUAGUGGUAAUUUGUCACCACCACAAGAGAUGGUGUGCCCUGAGUUCUUGAUUGAUGUGUUUGUAACAUAUAUGAAUAAUAAUGAUGAUGUCGUACAGCACCACACAUCACACCAUACGACACCAAAUAUUUAUUCCUCAACCUCAAGGUACUUUCAAUUCACAAGUCAACGACACCAUUUUGUAGAGAGUAGUAUCUCAUGGUCCACAAUUUCUAACAUGCUCUCCCACAUGCUGGUUCCCUUUCAUGCUCAGCCACUUAUGAUCCAAAAGAUUUCAACUAUUGCUCGGGAAAUCGCCUUGCAACCUGAAAACUUAGGCUGCAAGACUAUUCCACUUGUCAUCGCUCUUGUCGUAGGACAAGAGCGAUUGGAACAAGGGGAACAGGGAGAAGAAGAAGCCGAUCGAGUAAAAGUUUCCAAUUCAAGCGCGGGUUUGGAGAAGGUGAAAAUUGAUGAGUUAGGGGAGAAUAAUUGUGUGAUAUGUUUGGAAGAGAUGUUCUUAGGGUGUGAAGCUGUUAGGUUGCCUUGUUUCCAUUUUUAUCAUGAAGACUGCAUAUUGAAUUGGCUUGAGAAGAGUAAUAUCUGCCCUUUGUGCCGGUUUAAGAUGCCUUUAUAA
Cannabis sativa is the source of this 699-nucleotide messenger RNA. RefSeq lists its product as uncharacterized. Bases 1 to 699 code for a protein of 232 amino acids. Gene Ontology annotation, cellular component: cytoplasm. The record is from RefSeq and is a predicted model, not a curated record. Gene Ontology annotation, molecular function: ubiquitin protein ligase activity. The transcript has a single exon. NCBI's taxonomy places the organism in Eukaryota, Viridiplantae, Streptophyta, Magnoliopsida, Rosales, Cannabaceae. Gene Ontology annotation, biological process: protein ubiquitination.